CUUGUUGUUAUCCAGUCUACGCUCCAUCGCCGAGUCUGCCACGUUGCCGUAGACACCGGUUCACACCGCUGGGGACUGAAGCGUUGAGAACCGGGCUGCCGCUCACCGGCGUUUAUCCAUCAGAUGUCUCAAAAUAAACGGGAAGAGAAACUAAACGGGCGAUUCCUGUCGGCCUAAAGCUUUCCCUGGAGUCGAGAUGCUGACGGACGUGAUAGUAGAGAAGGAGUUCGAGGGCAGUGAGGAGGAGCUGUGGUACAGCAGGAGGGAUCUGGAGCAUGAUCUCCAUUUGGCUGCUGAGCUGGGCAAGACUUUGUUGGACAGGAACCAUGAGCUGGAGCAGGGCCUUCAGCAGAUGUACUCCACCAAUCACGAGCAGCUGCAGGAGAUUGAGUACCUGACCAAGCAGGUGGAUCUCCUGAGGCAGAUGAACGAGCAGCAUGCCAAAGUUUAUGAGCAGCUGGACCUAGCAGCACGAGACCUGGAGAAAAGCAACCAGAGGCUGGUGCUGGAGAACCGCACGGCCCAGCACAGGAUCCAGAGUCUGACCGAGACCACAGAUGGGCUGCAGACGCACAUGGAGGGUCUUCAGAAGCAGGUGGACGAGCUGAAGGCGUCUCAGUCCAAGAGAGAUCUGGCAGCUGCCCGCCGCAGCCUCGGGGCCCAAAGCAUGUCCUGUCUGAAAGAAAUCUAUGAUCUGCAACGAGACAAGUACUUGAGCUCAGAGAGCCUGCAGGAGGAGAAGUCCUGGCCUGCACUGGAUGACAGACGUGUGGAGGAGGAGAACUCCACCCUGCAGCACACCCUUCAAAACCUCAAGGUGCAGCUGGCGGCCGAGCGGGUCCGACGGGUGGAGGCUGAGCGCGAGACGGAGCUGAUGGUGCAAGAAAACAGUGCUCUGGAGGAGCGUCUGGAUCUGCUGGAGGGAGAGCGCCGUCGACAGGCCGAGCUGGAGGCCGAGGUGGAGGAGCUCCGGCAGCUGUGCCGCUCCGAGGCGUCUGGUGCAAGACUGACAGACACGCUGCUGCCUGACAAUGUUUUCUUCGCUGUGGGGGUGGGGCACGAGGAGGAGGCGGGGCUGGAGGCGGAGCUUCCUCAGGGGAGGCGGCGCUGCAGCAGCGAGAGCUACGUCCGUGGGGCUCGAGCUGAAGAUAUCCGGCGCGGACACGAGCGCACGUGCAUCCGCCGAGCUCAAGCGGUGAAGCAGCGCGGGAUCUCGCUUCUCAACGAGGUGGACGCGCAGUACAGCGCACUACAGGUGAAAUACGAAGAGCUGCUCCGCCGCUUCCAGCAGGGGGCAGACAGCCUCAGGCACAAAGCCGUCCAGACGCCCACCGCUCCUGCACAGCGCCGCAAAAGCCAGACAACCACAGUCUGCCUCGCAGACGAGCUCCAUCAGCCAGAAUACAAGGCCCUGUUUAAAGAGAUCUUCACCUGCAUUCAGAAAACCAAAGAGGACCUGAGUGAGAACAGAGCCGGGCAGAGUCAGUGAGUUGGCAGUAUUAUGCAUCUUCAGUGGCUUUGCGCUUCCGAAUGAAUUUGAUGGACGUGUUGAGAGUUUUAAUAGCGCCGUGGUCUUUGUGUGAAUGUGUUGAUUGCACUAUAAACCCUGUGCCUAUACACGAUAUACAACACCCAACCCUCCACAACCUGCAAAUGCAGUAGACCUAAACGGGUUUUUGUACUUUUCUAAGCCUUACUCCAAUGAUUGAGGCACAUGAGAUGUGAGGAUCUCCAGCCAUGUGUGACACCUGAGUGCAUCUGUGCUUCGGGUUUGAAAACAGACCCACAUCUGUGUAGAAGGUCAAAACUUAAACAUCCAGUGUGUAGAGAGGAGACUUAAUUAUUGUUACUAACGACUAGCAGAGUUAACAAACUAACUUAACGUAAAUCAUAUGCCUGGUAGGGUGAAUCUCACAAAACCAAGAACGAGAGGUUUCACACCAAAAUUAAAAUAAAUAAAUUAUAUUGUAAAUUAAGCCUAUUUUUAGGAUCAUUUAAAA
Messenger RNA from Cyprinus carpio (common carp), 2000 nucleotides. RefSeq names its product cerebellar degeneration-related protein 2-like. The record is from RefSeq and is a predicted model, not a curated record. NCBI's taxonomy places the organism in Eukaryota, Metazoa, Chordata, Actinopteri, Cypriniformes, Cyprinidae.